Messenger RNA from Paecilomyces variotii, 2505 nucleotides. Its product is annotated as putative ATP dependent RNA helicase. Gene Ontology annotation, cellular component: nucleus. Gene Ontology annotation, molecular function: ATP binding; nucleic acid binding. The coding region runs from base 74 to 2461 and encodes 795 amino acids. The transcript has 2 exons. The record is from RefSeq and is a predicted model, not a curated record. Gene Ontology annotation, biological process: ribosome biogenesis. NCBI's taxonomy places the organism in Eukaryota, Fungi, Ascomycota, Eurotiomycetes, Eurotiales, Thermoascaceae.
CAAAGCAAUCCCCACUCCAUGACGAGAGAGCAAGAAACAUCCCAUCUGUUCUCCCCCAUAAAAGUCCGAAAUCAUGGCGGACGAUGGUAUGCUUCUGAACUUCUCCAUCGGAGAAGAUAUCAUCAAGCCAGAACCCAAAUUCAAGGGCGGAACAUGGAGGGAUCGAUUAUCCGCGAAGAAGAUUGCGCUACAGCGGUCGAAAUUUCCGAAAGGCGAAAACAAUAAAAGACCAGGACAGAGCGAUAACGCGAAUCGGAUUCCACUGCCUCUUUCGCGACCCGUCAAGAGACAGCGGACAGAUGGUGAUUUCAAACCUGCAUCUAGCAGCGCUGCCGUUGCUGCUGGUGAUGGCGGUCGUAAAUCGCAGUCUCAUCGGCAGCAGCAGUCUGGACCUCGACAGGUGAUCUCUUCACUUUUCUCGUUCAAUCCGACCCCGAAGACGGAAGAUGAGAAACCAGCGACGGAGGAUACAGCGGCGGAGCCGACGAAACCGACUAAUGCGCCGCUGAUUGAUGGUCUCGAUACAUUCACAAAUCUCGGAUUGUCGCCUACGCUGGCGGCACAUCUCCUGACGAAACUGGAGCUGAAGGCUCCCACCGCUAUCCAAAAGAGCUCAAUGACACAUCUACUGAAGGAGGAAUGCGAUGCGUUCAUCCAGGCUCAGACCGGCUCCGGUAAGACGCUGGCGUACUUGUUGCCGCUGGUCCAGAGAGUUAUGGCACUUUCCGAUCCGAAGAACGACAAUGGGUCUAAACCGAAGAAUGGGGAUGCUGCUGUGCAUCGUGAUUCGGGACUAUUCGCUAUCAUUCUAGCGCCGACGAGAGAGCUGUGCAAACAGAUCUCAGUGGUGUUAGAGGGUCUACUUCGUUGCGCGCACUGGAUCGUCGCGGGCACAGUCAUCGGUGGUGAGAAGAAGAAGUCAGAGAAAGCAAGGUUGCGGAAGGGUUUGAAUAUCCUGGUAGCUACGCCCGGUCGGUUGGCGGAUCAUCUGGAGAAUACACAAGUGCUCGAUGUGAGCAACGUCAGGUGGCUCGUGCUGGACGAGGGUGACCGACUGAUGGAUCUGGGAUUCGAGCAGGAGAUUCAGGGAAUUGUAAAGAAGCUCGAUGAGAGACAGAGACCUAGUCGAAUCCCAGGACUACCUGCAAAGAGAACCACUAUCCUGUGUUCCGCUACUCUGAAGAUGAACGUCCAAAGGCUGGGUGAAAUCAGUUUGAAGGACGCCGUGCAUAUCCAAGCAGACCCAGCGGAUGAAGAUGAUGAGACCAGAAAAUCCAAGGAAGAUUCCGAGUUCAUGGUUCCGGCACAGCUGAAACAGUCCUACGUUGUCGCUGCUGCUAAGCUACGGCUGGUUACUCUCACGGCUCUCAUGAAGCGCACGUUUGCACGCAAAGGUUCGGUGAUGAAAGCCAUCAUCUUCGUGUCUUGUGCAGACUCUGUGGAGUUCCAUUUCGAAGUAUUUACGAGAAAGGAGGAUGAGCACAGCGACAGUGACGAUGACGAUGACGAGGAGGAGGAAGAAGGAGAAGGUAAAACGGACAAAAAGGGAAACAAAAAAGAAUCCAAGCAGAAGUCAGACCCAAAAUCUUCGCCUCAUGGCACGAUAGCCCCAGCAACCGCCUUCUCGAAUCCUUCCAACCCCGUCACAAUCUACAAACUCCACGGCUCUUUGCCUCAACAUGUCCGGACGUCUACUCUCUCAGCCUUUUCCCGCAACCGUGAACCUUCUGUUAUGAUUUGUACAGAUGUGGCAUCUCGUGGUCUGGAUCUGCCUAAUGUCGACUUAGUCGUCGAGUAUGAUCCAGCCUUCAGUGCAGACGACCAUCUGCACCGUAUCGGACGUACCGCACGUCUGGGUCGCGACGGUCGUGCUAUGAUCUUCCUUCUUCCGGGGAACGAAGAGAAUUAUGUUGAGGUCAUCAAACGAGGCUAUCGCGAUGGGGGAAAGGCGUCGGUGAGUCGCACAGAUGCCAAUGAGGUGCUCAAGCGCGGUUUUGGCGGCAAUUCGAACAUUGCCAGUAAGGACUGGGAGGAGAAAGCGACGGAGUGGCAGCUCGAGGUUGAACGCUGGGCGCUGGAGAAUACCAAGUAUCUCGAGAUGGCACGCCGGGCUUACCAGUCACACAUCCGCGCAUAUGCCACACAUGUUGCCAGUGAGCGACACAUGUUCAAUAUCAAGGAGCUGCACCUCGGCCAUCUCGCGAAGAGUUUCGCGCUCCGUGAUCGUCCGGGAAAGAUCAACGUCCCUGGUCUGAGACCAGGAAAGGAGGAAACCAAGAAGGGAUACAAAGCAGAGAGGAAAACAGGAGCAGUGGCCGGGCAGAAGAGGAAGAAUACUUCUGCCAACCGCGUCGAUGAUGAUGAUACUCCUGGCGCAGCUGAUGCAGCCGAAGCGGCCCGCAAGAUGAGGGCUAAGAUGAGGGAGCACAUGGGAGGCGCCAGUGAGUUCAAUCUUGCAUAGUUUUCUUCUCCUUUGUUCUCUUUCCUUUAUUCUCUUAGAUCAUG